Molecule: messenger RNA, 3426 nt
Organism: Nerophis ophidion (straightnose pipefish)
Lineage: Eukaryota; Metazoa; Chordata; Actinopteri; Syngnathiformes; Syngnathidae
Gene: itfg1
Product: integrin alpha FG-GAP repeat containing 1
Exons: 18
Coding region: 255-2030 (591 amino acids)
Cellular component (GO): plasma membrane
Source: RefSeq, a predicted model, not a curated record
CUGUCAAACACUGGAAUUACAUUAGCGCGGCACUAACGUAAACGCGGAAGUGGAAAUAUCUCAUUCGGUGACACGCGUCCACGCGGUUAAUGUGCACACUUUGCAACAAACGGACGCGUAUAGAAAUAUAAAAAAGUCGUUUAAAAUCAUUUCUGUUGCUUUCAUAUAGCGGUUAACGUAAAAGACGUGCCGUUUCCUCAUGCCGUAAAGCGGCGUGCCGUAUUGUUGUUGUCAGGAUCCGCACCUGCUCCAGGAUGCGCUCCUUUAACUGGGCCGUUUUGGCCUUUUUGCUACCGUUUGUCGCCAAGUACGAAACGUUCGCCCUCCAGGACGUGACGGCCGACCUUUUCGGUGCCAAAAACAACGGCACGCUGGCGGCGUUUGGGGACUUUAACGCCGACAAACAGACGGACAUCUUCAUCAUCAGGGAACAGUCUGAGCUGUUGAUCUUCCUGGCGGACUCCAAAGCACCGUACUUCAAGCCCAGGGUUAACAUCUCCAAAGGCAUUCUGCCAAGUGACACCGUCCUCACCAGUGUGGUGCCCGGCGACUACGACGGGGACUCCCAGAUGGACGUUCUCCUCACCUCGCAGAUGAGCCUGACGGACUCUUCGGUUUUCAUCUUUUGGGGCGACAACCAGACAUUAGACACAGUUGGUUGGAUCAAGCUGAACAAGACCUUCAAGGAUCAGCCUCUGGUCAUGGACUUCAAUGGCGACAUGAUCCCAGACAUAUUCGGAGUCACAGACCAGGCCACCACAGAAUAUUGCUCCCUCGUCAACAGGAACGUGUUGUGUCAGAGAGCUCUGACUUCAGACGUCAACAUGCGGGUCCCGCACGCCAACGCCUUCAUUGACCUCAACAAGGACUUGACCGCCGAUUUAUUCCUGACAACCGAGGGCCCCAAGUUUGAGACCUGGAUCAGCAAGGAUGGCAACUUCACCCGAGCAGAUGUCCUCCCUGAAGAUCCUCCCGUGCCCAACGUGGGCCAGUCCUCCUUUGCUGAUUUCGAUGGUGACGGCUACCAGGACCACCUCCUCCCCGUCUGCUUGGACGAGGCCUGCCAACACAGCGCCAUCUACCUGGCCAAGUCUGGCUCCAAGGAGUGGGUCUCCGUGCUGUCAGACUUCCAGCAGAAGGGAACACUGUGGAGUUUCGUGCCAGGGAAGCCCAGCCAGCCUCUGGCCCUCCACCUGGGGGACUACAACCUGGACGGCUUCCCGGACGCUCUGGUGGUCCUGAGGAACACCAGCGGCAGCGGGCAGCAGCAGGCUUUCCUCCUGGAGAAUGUUCCGUGCACGUCUGCCAGCUGCCAGACCGUGGGCAGGAUCUUCCACGUCCACUGGGACCAGCCAGACCUGGGCAACAUCCCCAACGCCAUCAUGGCCACCUUCUUUGACAUCUACGAGGACGGUAUAUUGGACAUGCUGGUGGUGAGUCAAGCAGAGGCCAGGAGAGACUUUAUGAUCCACGCUCUGAAGAACAACUAUGAAGCCGACGCCUACUUUGUGAAAGUGAUGGUGCUCAGCGGCCUUUGUUCCAACGCCUGCCCGAAUAACAUCAAGCCGCUGGGAGUGAACCAGCCAGGUCCGUACGUCAUGUACACCACGCUGGACUCCAACGGCAAGCUGAAGAACGCCUCAGCCGGUCAACUGAGUCAGUCGGCCCACUUCUCCCUCCAGCUGCCCUACACCGUGCUGGGUCUGGGACGCAGCGCCAACUUCCUGGACCACCUGGUGGUGGGCAUCCCUCACAGGCCCGGGGAGAUGGAGUCCCGGAAGAAGGAAUGGACGGCCAUCAUCCCCAACUCUCAGCUCAUUGUCAUCCCUUAUCCACAUGACCAGCCCAGCAGUUGGAGUGCCAAGCUGUACCUGACGCCCAGUAACAGCGUGCUGCUGACCGCCAUCGCCCUCAUCGGGGUGUGCGUCUUCAUCCUCGUCAUCAUCGGCAUCCUCCACUGGCAAGAGAAGAAAGCAGACGACCGCGAGAAGAGACAGGAAGCACAUCGCUUCCAUUUUGACGCCAUGUGACCCAGCAGUGUUGCAUCAUGGGAGAUGCCCCCCCCCCCCCCCAACUCUUCUCCUGCUCCCUUCUUUUGUGCCCCCUAACUUAAGUCUUCACCUGCCGGCCCCUCUCUGUCUGUUGUUUUACUCCUUCAUUUUUAACCCUUUUCUUGUACCUUAAUGUGCCCCCUUGUUCAUUUACCCUUACUGGGCCCCCUUUUCUUGUACCCUUAAUAUGCCCCCUUUUCUUCGCCCCUUAAUAUGCCCCCCAUCCCCCCAAUUUCCCCCCUAAUUAACCCUCUUUUUCCCCUUUUUUCCACUUAAUGUUCCCCCUUUUUUGUCCCUUGAUUUUCCCCCUUUCCCCCCUAGUUUCUCCUCUUUUAUUUUGCCACUUGAUGUUCCCCCCUUUUUUUUUAUUAAUCCCCCCUGUUUCUUUUUCCCCUUAAUAUGCCCGCUCUUUUUUGCCCCCCAUUUUCCCCUUUAUAUUUCCCCUUUGUUUUACCCCCUAAUUUCCCCCUUAAUGUUCCCCCUUUGUUUUACCCCCUAAUUUCCCCCUUAAUGUUUUCCCCUUUGUUUUACCCCCUAAUUUCCCCCUUAAUGUUCCCCCUUUGUUUUACCCCCUAAUUUCCCCCUUAAUGUUUCCCCUUUGUUUUACCCCCUAAUUUCCCCCUUAAUGUUCCCCCAUUGUUUUACCCCCUAAUUUCCCCCUUAAUGUUCCCCCUUUGUUUUACCCCCUAAUUUCCCCCUUAAUGUUCCCCCUUUGUUUUACCCCCUAAUUUCCCCCUUAAUGUUUCCCCUUUGUUUUACCCCCUAAUUUCCCCCUUAAUGUUCCCCCUUUGUUUUACCCCCUAAUUUCCCCCUUAAUGUUCCCCCUUUGUUUUACCCCCUAAUUUCCCCCUUAAUGUUCCCCCUUUGUUUUACCCCCUAAUUUCCCCCUUAAUGUUCCCCCUUUGUUUUACCCCCUAAUUUCCCCCUUAAUGUUCCCCCUUUGUUUUACCCCCUAAUUUCCCCCUAAUGUUUCCCCUUUGUUUUACCCCCUAAUUUCCCCCUUAAUGUUCCCCCCGGACUUUGCUGGUCCCUCAAGCGUUCUUAGUUUUUUAGUUCCUAGUGUGUCUCAUGUUUAAGUUUGGCAUGAAAGUUGGACUGCGAUCUUCUGACAUCAUAAACAUCCAAGAUGUUGGCGUCCAAUCACGUGUUGCAAUCUUCAUCUUUAACAUUUGCUUUCAUCAAACGCCGUUUCAAAAAAAAAGUGUAUUUGUGUCGCCAGGACUUGCGCUCACAACUUCCUGCUCCUUGGAAACUUAAAUCCUCUGCGGGCGUUCUUGGUUUGUUCCAAAGUGGUUUAGCCACUAAAAUGUCAUAAUAAUUUAUUUCUGUGUUGACCAACUUGUGAAGAAUAAAAAUGGCCACUGUUUGAGAAAAA